This is a messenger RNA of Lolium perenne, 966 nucleotides long. RefSeq names its product protein EMBRYO DEFECTIVE 514. Gene Ontology annotation, biological process: chloroplast organization; nucleologenesis; chloroplast rRNA processing. The record is from RefSeq and is a predicted model, not a curated record. Gene Ontology annotation, cellular component: nucleus; chloroplast. NCBI's taxonomy places the organism in Eukaryota, Viridiplantae, Streptophyta, Magnoliopsida, Poales, Poaceae.
CCCCAAAACCCUACAAACACGCCGCAGCCACCGCCACCGCCACCGCUUCCCCGUCCGAGCCGUCGAUCUCCGGCUACCCUCUACCCCCACACCCAUCUCCGGCCAUGGCAGAACCCGAGGCACCCGCCGCCGCCGCCACAGCCAUGGAAACCGAGGCCACGGAGGCGAACCCUAGUCUGAAGAGGGAGCGGGAGGAGGGGGACGACUCCACCGCCGCCGCCGCCGCGACCGAGGCGGCGGAGGAAGCGCCUGCCAAGAAGGCCAAGGUGGAGGAAGAUGCCAAGGAGGCGGAGGAUGCCGCGGUGAAGGGGGAGGAAGGGAAGCCCGUGAAGUUGGGGCCCAAGGAGUUCGCCUCGGCCGUCGACAUGUUCGACUAUUUCUUCGCGCUUCUCCACUCGUGGUCGACGCAGCUUGAUUUCAACAAGUAUGAGCAAAUGGUGUUGGAGGACCUUGUGAAGAAAGGCCAUGCUGAGCCCGAGAAGAAGAUUGGAGGAGGCAUUGAAGCCUUUGAGAUCCGCAACCACCCGGUGUGGCAGAGCCGUUGUUUCUUCAUUCGCAGGGUUGAUGGCUCUGCUGACGAUUUCAGCUUCCGCAAGUGCGUCGACAACAUACUUCCUCUCCCUGAGGACCUGAAGAUUGGCAAGAAGUCAAAUGGCAAUAAGGGUGGUGGUGGUGGCCACUACAGGGGCGGUGGUGGAAGAGGAGGAGGAGGCCGAGGUGGUGGUGGUGGCCGAGGUGGAGGCGGCUACCGCGGCGGUCGUGGCCGGGGUAGGCGUGGCAACUAGGAGGAACACAAUAAUAAGCCCCACAAUUUUGCCUGUCCAAUGCCAAUCGUUGCAAUUGAGUCAGGUUGUUGCAAUUGAGGCAUUUAUCAUGACCUAUGCGUGUUUGUUCCCCUGUCCUAGAGACCUAUGCUCCACUUAUGUACUGUGUGCAACUGAUAUAUGAUCCUUGGAUGCUUUGCCA